Meloidogyne enterolobii is the source of this 873-nucleotide messenger RNA. The record is from the annotation of a GenBank genome assembly. Lineage: Eukaryota; Metazoa; Nematoda; Chromadorea; Rhabditida; Meloidogynidae.
AUGUUCGAGACAGGCAAGCAAGGAACAACAGUGUCCAUUUCCAAUCUUUUUAAAUUUUUGCCUGUUCGACGUCAAGAACUUUUACGUUCUUCAAAACGGGAAUUGUUGAAAUUAAUUGAUUGUGUUCAAGCAUUUGCUAUUUCACAUCCAAAAUGUCGUUUUAAUUGCUCAAAUGUAGUUAACGGAAAACCUUCACAAUUACUUUCCUCGCCAGGUGGAAAUACUCAAUUAAUUGAUGUAAUUACUAAUUUACUUGGAACUCCAAAAAAUGAAUUACUUGAAUUGUCUGAAUCAAUUCCAGAAGAAGAUAUUCAACAAAUUUAUAAAAUUAAUAAUAUAAAUUGUGAAAAUAUAUUUAAACAAAUAAGCAAUUUUGAAUAUGGACGCUGUAAAAUUGUUAAAGAAAAACAUUUUGUAUAUGUUAAUGGAAGGCAUAUUGAAUCACAAAGGUUAUCAAAAAUUGCAAAUGAUUUGUAUGGUCAAUACAAUAAAUGUGGGCAACGUUGUAUUUUAAUUCUUUUUAUUUCUAUUCCUUCAUCAACUUUGGAUGUGAAUGUUACUCCUGACAAGAAAACUUUAUUUUUACAUUUUGAAAAAGAGCUUUUUGCGAAACUCCAUUCAACACUCAUUUCCACUUUUUCUAAAGUCCAAGGCCAAUGUUCAACUACUUUAUUUGAAGAUUUAGUCCAAAAUAAAUCUUAUUCAUUAGCAAAAUCCCAACGUUUAUUUUAUGAUUUUAAAUCGUCUACUAAUCUUUUAAAUAAUUUGAAAAAAUUGGAAAGAACUGACAGUGGUGGGUCCACGAAUGUUAUUCAGAUUGAUGAUGAUUUUUGGUUCGUUUUUUCAAAUAAUUCGUUAGAUUUUAAGAUUUAG